Messenger RNA from Perkinsus marinus ATCC 50983, 516 nucleotides. RefSeq lists its product as hypothetical. Bases 1 to 516 code for a protein of 171 amino acids. The transcript has 6 exons. The record is from RefSeq and is a predicted model, not a curated record. NCBI's taxonomy places the organism in Eukaryota, Perkinsozoa, Perkinsida, Perkinsidae.
AUGAUCGGCGUCCAGGGUCAGCAGGGCGUCUCAGCAGUGUAUGCAUCCCCGCAACAACCGCAACAGGUCGGCAUUGAUGUCAAUGGCGAUGGUCGGCCGGAUAUCAUGGUGCCGGUUGGAGCGCAGCCGCAAUACGUGGUUUAUCAACAGCAGGCAGCAACGGUACCGAUUGUGUCCCCUCAAGUACAGAUAUCGAAUCAGUCGCCUUACAGCCAGUCGCAGCCUGUCUAUGCUAACCCAUACGCCCAGUCUCAGCAUCAACAACAGGCUCAGGUGUACGGCAGCAGUCAGUACGCUCAGCAGCCUCCACAGCAAGUGCAGAUGUCGGUUCAAAGUAACAAGAAAAAUGGCAAGGACGACACUGAUGACCACUCGGCCGGCUGUGCUUGUUGCGCUUGCCUCAUGGUCAUACCAUGCUUUGCAGCCCUCGGGGCUCUACUCGGUAGCAUGUUCGGAGGCGACAUAGCUGAGGCACUAGGGGACGCUGCUGAUGCCAUUGGGGAUGCUAUCACAUAG